Molecule: messenger RNA, 1895 nt
Organism: Lagenorhynchus albirostris (white-beaked dolphin)
Lineage: Eukaryota; Metazoa; Chordata; Mammalia; Artiodactyla; Delphinidae
Gene: CDC42SE2
Product: CDC42 small effector 2
Exons: 9
Coding region: 849-1103 (84 amino acids)
Biological process (GO): regulation of Rho protein signal transduction
Cellular component (GO): plasma membrane
Molecular function (GO): small GTPase binding
Source: RefSeq, a predicted model, not a curated record
UGUAGCUGGGGUUCAGGACCCUCCACGGAGUAUGUGGCCUUUACAGCUGAGGAGCCGGUGACCGACCCUGCAGGGCAGUCGAAGGUUUGUGCAGGUGCGGAGGAGAGAGGGCGACAUAGGUGGUCCUACUUCGUCUGCCGGGUUUUACAGCUCUUUAAAACACUGCACAGGACCAGACAACAAGUUUUUAAAAAUGAUGCUAGGGCAUUAGAAGCUAAUAAAAAUAGGUUCUGAUGUUGAGCUGAUACUCAGAACAUCUGUUAUACAAGGUAUUCACACAGACCACAAUACGCUGAUUUGAUUACCUUGUGUCUCUACGUGUUUCUCCUUUGGUUUCUCCUGCCUGGGACUCUGCACUUCCUGGACUUUGGUGGCUAUUUCCUUUCCCAUGUUAGAUAGGGCCAGUUGUGAGUGUGUGGAUUUUUGAGUAAAACCUCGAACCCAAAUGAGAAGAAACCUUCAAGAAACAACUUAUACUGACAGUGAGUUUACAGUCAUCUGUAUGCAUAUUAUGGAAUGUUCUCAACCCAGAGAUAGCUCUCUUGACAAGGAGUGAGUGACUGCCUGUUAAGGUCCUGAGUCAAGACAACAAUUUUUAUACCUUUCCUGUGGUUCAGAAACAAGUCCCUGUAGAAUCAAAAGCAAAGAAAGGAAACAAUCUGACCUUUUGUUUGUUAGAUUGACUAUAUAAGAUACUUGACUUCCAGGAACAAAAACACAGAGAAGUAAUAAAGUUAUUAUUUUGGCAUCUUUGGACAUCUAUCAUAUUGAGAAGCCUGCUUUGUGAAGCUUCCUGAAUUGAGAUUUGGAAACUUCAUUGGUGCUCAUUUAUAACUUGGACUGUAAGCAUGAGUGAAUUCUGGUUGUGUUUCAACUGCUGUAUUGCAGAACAGCCUCAACCUAAAAGGCGCCGGCGGAUUGACCGAAGUAUGAUUGGAGAGCCCACAAACUUUGUGCACACGGCUCACGUGGGGUCAGGAGACCUGUUCAGUGGGAUGAAUUCCGUUAGCUCCAUUCAGAACCAGAUGCAGUCCAAGGGAGGCUACGGGGGUGGCAUGGCUGCCAACGUGCAGAUGCAGCUCGUGGACAUGAAGGCAGGAUAGCCCUGGACCCCUCCUCCAUGUGAUGGCGUCUUGUUCACCCUGUUGUGAUUACUCCAGUGACACGUUACUAUUCUGCUCUGAAGAAACUAUUGUCAGAAGAAUCCUGCAUUUCCUUCAGCUGGCAUGCAUGCCUUUGGACUCACGGACAGAGUUCUUUGGAUUGUGGCUUAAUGAUUGAUUUUUAUGAAUAUGGAUCUGAUUUUAGCAUGAUCUUUUUUGUGAAUGCUAGCACUGUUUUGCAUUUUUUCCCGCAUUUUUAACAAUUUCUCUUUCCACCUCCAUCCCCUCUGCCUUAUGAUUUUAUUGGUAAGCAAAGAACUGCUAUUUUAAUUUGUCACCAUUUAUGUAUAUUUUGGAAGAUAUGAGAUCCAUAAGCACAAUGAUCACUUCUAUUCAUUUGAAACUUCAGCAGAGUAGUAUCUGCAUGCUUUAUGAAGUUGCCUGUAUGGGAGCCCAUGGGAUGCCAGAAAUGAACAUUUCCUUGCUGCCACGGGCUGAUGAUACUGCUGCUAUGAGAGAAAGGUUAGCUGUGGCACCAAGUCACAUCAGUUUCACAAAAAAAAAAAGCAAUUUGUAGCUUAUUUUAGAAGUAUGACUUUUAUUUAGAGUUAUAAUAAAAGCUUGCAUUCAUAAGGCAUUCAUUCUGUUGUAAAUGUUCAAUAUAUUUAUUUGAGAGCAAGGGCCUGGGAUUGUAAACAGGUAUGGUGAGAUGUAUCUGUGUGUGUGUGGGGUAAUACCCUCAUUGGGUCUGACUCUGAGCAUUGUGGUCUUAGCAGCUGUUCAUUUCUUUGU